This is a messenger RNA of Pieris napi, 3759 nucleotides long. It is a transcript of the gene dor, whose product is annotated as vacuolar protein sorting-associated protein 18 homolog. Gene Ontology annotation, molecular function: protein-macromolecule adaptor activity. NCBI's taxonomy places the organism in Eukaryota, Metazoa, Arthropoda, Insecta, Lepidoptera, Pieridae. Gene Ontology annotation, cellular component: endosome; HOPS complex. Bases 143 to 3112 code for a protein of 989 amino acids. The record is from RefSeq and is a predicted model, not a curated record. The transcript has 10 exons. Gene Ontology annotation, biological process: organelle fusion; endosome to lysosome transport; endosome organization.
GACACUUCACUUCAAACUUUAUCAGUCCAAAAUCCGAAAACCUGUUGUUUAUUUAAAAAAAUAUCUACUAUUGAAUUUAUUGUUUUUCUAUACGUUUAAAUUUGUAAUAUAAUCAUAAUCCCAAUACAUCACAUUAACAAGUAUGACAUCGAUUUUUGACCAAUACGAGCAGGCAUCUCAAGUAUCUCAAAAAGUAGUUCCAGCUUCUGAGCAAAUGACUUCAUCGGGUUACAUCAAUAUGCAGCUAGAAGAUAAUACACCCCUUUUUUCCAAACAGAGGAUGAAUUUUAAUCCUUCAGAUUUGAUUACUCAUGUAGCAGUUGCAAGUGACUAUUUAGUUUUAGCUAUGGCUAAUGGAAAAUUGUUUAGGAUGGAUUUAAAGAUGCCUGAUCAACAAGAAGAAAUCCAAUACACAAAGAUUAUUCAACCAAAUUCAAAAUUAACUGCAAUAUUUCUUGAUCCACUGGGUUACCACUUACUACUAGCCUUUGCAGCUAGAAAUAAAGAUGGUAGCCCAGAAUUGGUUUAUCUUCAUCGCAAUAGUACUAAAUUGAAGUCUGUAAGUAAAUCAAGGAACUAUGAAGUAACAGAAGUUGGUUGGAAUUAUGAGAAUAGAUCUACAUCAACUACAGGGCCAAUAUUACUUGGUACAUCUCAAGGACACAUACUGGAGAUGGAGCUAGAAGCUGACAAUGAUAAAAUGUUUACUGUUAGCCAGCAAUAUUGGAGACAGCUACCUAAUUAUUUACCACUGUAUGGAGGAAAGGAGAUUGAUGGUUUGAUUUUUGACAUUGGCAAAGGAACUGAUACACCAAUUACUGGUAUACAAUUUCAUAGAGUGAACAAUACAAGCAAAUACUUUAUUUUUGUUACCACACCAACUCGACUCUAUCAGUUUAUAGGCCAUGCUAUGAUCUCUGAUGAUAAACCAUCCCUUCAAUCCAUUUUCCACUCUUAUCUGACAACUCCGGAAACUGGUUUUCAAGAAAUUCCAUCCACAUUGAAGUAUUCCAAGCUACAGUUUUAUUUUGAUAAAAGCAAUGAACCUAAAACUUUUGCAUGGCUUACAGAACCAGGAAUAUUUUAUGGACAGCUGGAUCCUUCAUCUCAACAAAACUCUAAUUCUCUAUUUACACAAGGUGAACUUAUCAAUUAUCCUACUGAUAAAGGCGAUGGAAAAGAAUCAACUCCCUUAUCAUUUGUAUUAACCGAAUUUCAUGCUUUAGUCAUGUACUCUGAUGGAGUUAAGAGUGUGUCUCUUCUCAAUCAGGAGCUUGUCUAUGAAGAUCGGUAUAACUCAGAAGUACACGGAAAGCUAAAAAACAUUGUCAAAGAUUCUGUUAGACGUACCAUUUGGGCCGUUACCGACAAAGCCGUGUUUAGAUAUAAGGUUAAUAGAGAAGAUAGAAAUGUCUGGCGAAUUUAUUCCGAUAAAGAACAGUUUGAUCUCGCUAAGCUGUAUUGCCAGAAUAACCCAGCUUACAUAGACAUCAUAAACGUCAAACAAGCGGACUUGCUAUUCGCAAAGGGUGACUAUGAAAAGAGCGCAGAGAUCUUUGCGGAAACUCAAAGUAGUUUUGAAACAAUAUGCCUCAAAUUUCUAGAAGUUAAUCAGAUUAAUGCUUUAAAAGUAUAUCUGAGCAAACGAUUAGAUGCCUUAACUGACGACGAUAAGACACUAAUCUCUAUGAUUGUGAUUUGGAUGACUGAAUUGUAUGUAUCACAGCUAGCGUCUUUGAGACGCUCGGGGAAAGAUAAUUCUCAAGAAUACCAUCAAUUUCAGAGUGAUUUAGAGGUGUUUCUUCUUCAACCAAAAGUGGUACAAUGUAUGCAACAUGUAAAAUCAGUUGUGUAUGACCUAAUGUCCUCAUAUGGGGACAAACAGAAUCUUAUAAAACUGACGGUUAUUAAUGAGGAUUACGAAAAUGUAGUCGCUCAACAUAUUUAUAAGAAGUCCUAUCAGGAGGCGUUGAAUAUGCUGCAAUCUUUGAAGAAACCCGAGUUAUUUUAUCAAUUUGCACCAGUAUUAAUGGAAGAGACUCCAACAGAGACAGUGAAUGCGCUGAUUUCGCAAGGAGCUAAGUUAAGUCCAUCUAAAUUGCUUCCCGCGUUUUUAUCCUGUGAAAAUGAUGACAAGCACGCAUCGGAGAUAACACGAUAUCUAGAAUUUAUGUUGCAGAAUUUCAACGUGAAGGAUAAAGCAAUACAUAAUUAUCUAUUCACGUUAUACGUUGAAACGGAUAAACCCGCUUUGAUGCGGUAUUUGUCACGACAGGGACGGGAUAUCACUAUGGUGAAUUAUGACGUGCAUUACGCAUUACGUCUGUGUCGUGAGAACGGUUUAUCAGAGGCGUGUGUCACUUUAUCAGCUCUGCUAGGACUCUGGGAGGCCGCGCUAGAAUUGUCUCUACAGGUUGAUAUAUCUCUCGCUAAGUCUGUGGCUGCGAUGCCGGAAGAUGUUAGCUUGCAGAAGAGAUUGUGGCUUAGUGUGGCUGAACACAUAAUAACAAAGAACCAGGAUAUAAAAGAGGCGAUGCAAUUGUUAGAAGAAUGUUCUCUUAUCAAGAUUGAGGAUAUACUUCCGUUCUUCAGCGACGUCACCACCAUUGAUCACUUUAGUGAACCUAUCUGCCAGUCUUUAGAGGAAUACAAUAAUCAAAUAGAGGAGUUGAAGAUUGAAAUGGAGGAUGCCACGAAAUCCGCAGAAUGUGUUCGCAAUGAAAUACAAUCGUUCCGUAAUCGUAGCGUACUAGUCUCGGUGACAGACGUAUGCUGCGUGUGUGACAUCGCGUUGUUGUUGCGGCCUUUCUAUCUAUUCCCGUGCGCUCAUCGUUUCCAUACGGAUUGUCUUCUUGCGCAAGCGCAGCCCAUACUUGCCCCCGCGCGUCGCAACAAAUUAACGGAUCUCCAACGACAACUAGCAGUCUUGUCAAAUGUUGAACUCUCAACAGUGACAUCUAGCGGACUACCCUUACGUGAAGUACUUCGGAGUGAGAUAGACGACAUUGUGGCUAGUGAAUGUGUGCUCUGUGGAGAACAUAUGAUAGCCAGUAUUGAUCAACCAUUCAUUGCAGAUCAAGAUUGGGAUCGGGUUAUGAAGGAAUGGGAAUGAACGCUUUUGAAUGUUCAUACAUUUGGUUGUCGCUAUUUCUAGGUGGUUUACCUCAUAUGUGGCUUUUUGGUUCAGUCACAUAGCGUAUAGGCGGAGGUCCUUGGUCCUAUUUCUAGUAAAAGAAGAGUGGCUUUCAAUUUGUAGGUAUAGAAUGCCAUUACGAAAAGCCACAUUUUAUAAAACUAAAAAAGCUUCUCAUAAAAACAUUUUCUACUAUAAAGUCAAAAGUAUUUCUAUCAAGAAACCUUCGUUAGCCAUGAAUUCUAAAAGAACGUAAGCAAUGAACGCAAGUGAAUAUUUGUUGCAUAAUGUAGUUCAGAAAUUGUAUUAAUUAAAAGGAAAUUUUAUAUCUUAAAAAUGACAGUAUAGGCAUAGCAUUCUGAGUUACGUGGAAUCUUAAUCUAUAUAAAAAAUCAACAACAAUUAUAAUGUAAACCAAAGAAAAAAUAUGGAAGGAAAGACUGAUUCAAGGAAUUUAAAAACCUGGAAAUCUUGUAACAUUUGUAAAUAAUUUGUAUCUAUUCAUAAAAUGUAUUUUAAAUUAUAAACUAAUAUACCUUAUAAUUAUUCUAUUAAGAUCAUUAUCUCAUCUAUGUAAUCUUAUAUUGUGUAUUUAAAGAUCCAAUAUAAAUAAUAGUUAAAAUGUA